Molecule: messenger RNA, 8068 nt
Organism: Manis javanica (Malayan pangolin)
Lineage: Eukaryota; Metazoa; Chordata; Mammalia; Pholidota; Manidae
Gene: BMP2K
Product: BMP2 inducible kinase
Biological process (GO): protein phosphorylation
Molecular function (GO): ATP binding; protein kinase activity
Source: RefSeq, a predicted model, not a curated record
GGGGCCGUGCGCUCGGGACGCGCGGCAUGUGAGGCUCAUCGGGCCGCAGCGCGCACGGACGACUCAGACCGGCGAGGGGCGGCGACCCCUUGCGGACGCUCGGCCGCGCGCGGGCCCGGGGACUCGCCCGCUCGCUCGCCCUUGCGCGCGCCCUGCGCCCUCCAGCGCGCCAGUGGGACCAUGAAGAAGUUCUCUCGAAUGCCCAAGUCGGAGGGCGGCGGCGGCGGCGGCGGAGCGGCAGUCGGCGCGGCCGGCGCCGGGACCGGCUGCGGCUCCGGCAGCUCGUCCGUGGGGGUCCGGGUGUUCGCAGUCGGCCGCUACCAGGUCACCCUGGAGGAGUCGCUGGCCGAAGGUGGAUUCUCCACGGUUUUCCUAGUGCGUACACAUGGUGGUAUCCGUCAUGCAUUGAAGCGAAUGUAUGUUAAUAACUUGCCAGACCUCAACAUUUGUAAAAGGGAAAUUACAAUUAUGAAAGAGCUCUCUGGUCAUAAAAAUAUCGUGGGUUAUUUGGACUGUGCUGUUAACUCAAUUAGUGAUAAUGUAUGGGAAGUGCUUAUUUUAAUGGAAUAUUGUCGAGCUGGGCAGGUAGUGAAUCAGAUGAAUAAGAAGCUGCAGACAGGUUUUACGGAGCCAGAAGUGUUACAGAUAUUCUGUGAUACCUGUGAAGCUGUUGCGAGGUUGCAUCAGUGUAAGACUCCAAUAAUUCACCGUGAUCUGAAGGUGGAAAAUAUUUUGUUAAAUGAUGGUGGAAACUAUGUACUAUGUGACUUUGGCAGUGCCACUAAUAAGUUUCUUAAUCCUCAAAAAGAUGGAGUUAACGUAGUAGAAGAAGAAAUUAAAAAGUAUACAACUCUGUCAUACAGAGCCCCUGAAAUGAUCAACCUUUAUGGAGGGAAACCCAUCACCACCAAGGCUGAUAUCUGGGCACUGGGAUGUUUACUGUAUAAACUUUGUUUCUUCACUCUUCCUUUUGGUGAGAGUCAGGUUGCUAUCUGUGAUGGCAACUUCACCAUCCCAGACAAUUCACGUUACUCCCUUAACAUACAUUGCUUAAUCAGGUUCAUGCUUGAACCAGAUCCAGAGCAUAGACCUGAUAUAUUUCAAGUGUCCUAUUUUGCAUUUAAAUUUGCAAAGAAAGAUUGUCCAGUCUCCAACAUCAAUAAUUCUUCUGUUCCUUCAGCUCUUCCUGAACCGAUGACUGCUAGUGAAGCAGCUUCUAGGAAAAGCCAAAUAAAAGCCAGAAUAACAGAUACCAUUGGACCAACAGAAACCUCAAUUGCACCAAGACAAAGACCAAAGGCCAACUCUACUACUGCCACUCCCAGUAUGCUGGCCAUUCAAAGUUCAGCAACACCUAUUAAAGUCCCUGCGCCUAGUGAAUUUGGUAACCACAGACCAAAAGGAGCACUGAGACAUGGAAGCGGCCCUGAGACUUUACUGGCUCAGGACCCCCCUGAACAGCCUCCGCAACAGCAUAGAGUGCUUCAGCAGCUACAGCAGGGAGACUGGAGAUUACAGCAGUUGCAUUUACAGCAUCGCCAUCCUCACCAGCAGCACCAGCUACUUCAGGAUGCUUAUAUGCAGCAGUAUCACCAUGCACAGCGGCAGCAGCUCCUUCAGCAGCAGUUUUUAAUGCACUCAGUGUGCCAGCUGCAGCCUCCUGCGCCGCUGUGCCCUCCUGUGAUGCAGCAGUAUCAGCAGGCUUUCCUGCAGCAGCAAAUGCUAGCUCAGCAUCAGUCUCAACAGCAAACAUCCCCUGAGUAUCUUACUUCCCCUCAAGAGUUCUCACCAGCCUUAGUUUCCUACACUUCACCACUCCCAGCUCAGGUUGGAACCAUAAUGGACUCCUCUUUUGGUGCCAAUAGGUCCGUUGCUGAUAAAGAGGCAGUUGCAAAUAUUACAAAUCAGAAGAACGUCAGUAACCCACCUGAUAUGUCAGGAUGGAAUCCUUUUGGAGAGGAUAAUUUCUCCAAGUUAACGGAAGAGGAACUGUUGGACAGAGAAUUUGACCUUCUAAGAUCAAUGCGGAAUAACAGAACUUUUCAAGUAUAUAAAACAGUUUCAGAAGUAUCAGACAGGCUCGAGGAGAGAGCAUCCUCAGAUAAGAAUGUAGACCCACUCUCUGCUCCACAUAACCAUCCUCCAGAAGAUCCUUUUGGUUCUGUUCCUUUCAUUUCUCACUCAGGUUCUCCUGAAAAGAAAAUUGAACAUUCAUCCAUGAAUCAAGAAAAUACCACUGCAAACUCUAUCAAGAAUAGAAAAGCAAGUCCAGUAUCUAAAGACCACCGGACUGGAAAGAAAACCUCAGAGAAUUCAUCAGUACAAGGUCAAUUGCAAAAGGGGAAUGAUGAAUCUGAAAGUGAUUUUGAAUCAGAUCCCCCAUCUCCUAAGAGCAGUGAAGAGGAAGAGCAAGAUGAUGAAGAAGUUCUUCACGGAGAGCAAGGAGAUUUUAAUGAUGAUGAUACUGAACCAGAAAAUCUGGGUCACAGGCCUCUCCUCAUGGAUUCUGAAGAUGAGGAAGAAGAAGAAAAACACAGCUCUGAUUCUGAUUAUGAGCAGGCCAAAGGAAAGUACAGAGACGGGAGCCCUGUCUGCAGAGGCGGAUCUGGCAGUGGGCCAAUCCAGGAUCCUAACAGAACACUCCUCACCCCAACCCGAUCACCCUCUGAUGCUGGAGUGGAGACCCCUACACAGGAGUUCGAUGUGUUUGGUGCUGUCCCCUUCUUUGCAGUGCGUGCUCAACAGCCCCAACAAGGAGAGAAUGAAAAGAACUUCUCUCAACGGACCAAGCUGUCUUCUGUGGGACUAGAGCAAGAGGAAUUUGAUGUAUUCACCAAGGCACCCUUUAGCAAGAAGGUGAAUGUACAAGACUGCCAUGCAGUGGGGCCUGAAGCACAUGCUCUCCCUGCUUGUCCCAAAAGUGUAGAUAUAUUUGGCUCCACUCCAUUUCAGCCCUUUCCCACCUCAACAAUUAAAAGUGAGAGCAGUGAGGACCUUUUUGGGCUUGUGCCCUUUGAGGAAAUAGCUGGGAGUCAGCAACAAAAAGUCAAACAGCGUAGUUUACAGAAACUGUCCUCUCGCCAAAGGCGCACAAAGCAGGAUGUGUCCAAAAGUAACGGGAAGCGGCAUCAUGGCACGCCAGCCAGCACGAAGAAGACUGUGAAGCCCACCUACCGCACUCCAGAGAGGGCGCGCAGGCACAAAAAGGUGGGCCGCCGAGACUCUCAAAGCAGCAAUGAAUUUUUAACCAUCUCAGACUCCAAGGAGAACAUUAGUGUUGCACUGACUGAUGGGAAAGACAGAGGGAAUGUCCUGCAGCCUGAGGAGAGUCUGUUGGACCCCUUUGGUGCCAAGCCCUUCCAGCCACCAGACGUGCCAUGGCACUCUUCACAUCAGGGUCUGAGCGACAUCUGUGCCGAUCAUAAUACUGUGCUGCCUGGGCGGCCAAAACCGAAUUCACGGCAUGGAGCAUUCCAUAGCGCAGAGGUGUUAAAGAUGGACGAUUUUGGUGCCGUGCCCUUUACAGAACUUGUGGUGCAAAGUGUCACUUCACAUCAGUCCCAACAGUCCCAGUCAGUUGAAUUAGACCCAUUUGGUGCUGCUCCAUUUCCUUCUAAACAGUAGAUACUUCUGACAGACUCUUGGCAUUAACUCCUGUUUCAAAAAAGUAUGAACAGUUUUAUGGAUUUGAAAGAAAAUUUAUUUGUAUAGCUCUUUAUAUCAUUAAUUCUUACAGGUCAGUCAUACUAGGGGAUUUUUAAAUAAACCACACAGAAUGAGGAAGUCUCUCCGCAGGGCAGUGACGUGCUGUCCCCUCCAUGAGGAGGAGAGGGAGCCACGCUGCAAGCUUGACCCAGGGUCUGGCUGUUGACAGGGCGGCCCAGGACAGCAGGAACGCAUAUGGCGUCUUUCCAGCUGCACAGCCACUGAAAAGGAGCUGGAAAGUCAAGUCAUUGCUUUUAUAACAGAAUGUCACUUGGGUGUGCAUAUCCCAGAUUCAUUCCAGAAUCAGCAUUUAAAACUAAGGUUAUUUAUACAUACACAGGUUGCACUUGUGGAUUUUUUAAAAAGUCUCUUCUAAUUUCCACACACACAAAAAAUCUAGUUCUUGUGAAGAAUUAGAAAGCUGUUAUCUGGAGAGUGCAGAGAUUUUAGUCCUUGUACCUUUCUCUAUAAGCAGAGCCAGAAGUAACUUACUAUUGUGCCUAAAGUUUCAUUUUUAAAAAGAAGUGCCAUUAUUAUGGAAUAUCUGCAUUGAAAGCUACAACAAAAACUAAAGAGAAGAAAUGUCGAGUGGGAAAAUGUAAAAAAAAAAUGACACAGAAGAAGAAAAACAUUUCAGAAACACUAUAUGUUUUUGUUUUUGAAUGAUUUCUUGCUCAAAACUUUUAUUAUGUCCCUAAUAAAGCAGAUUAUUGGAAAAACUGGGAGUGAGGAGAGGGUUAUGUAGAAAUUUUACGUCAAGAAAAAAAUAAGUAGCUGGAACCCUGAGUUUUUAAGACGUUUACAGGGUAAAAUCAUGUUGCAUUUAAUAAUACUUUAUUAAAUUACCACCUUUACCCAAUAUUCCCCAAGUCGCGAACAACAAUUUUUAUUAGGUUUGGCAGUUGAAGUAGUUUAUUAAUAAAGUGCACAGAACAGCAUAACCCACAAAGCCUUAUAGGCAGGAUUCUUGCCUCCUGCUGCAAGUACCUCUGCACUAGUAUGCAGGACCUUCAAAUGGUCUAAGGGAUUAGGUGAUGAGGGCCUAGCAUUUCAACUCUGCUAGUUGAUGUGUCUUUAGUAAAAAGAAUCUAGCUACCAAAUUGCCUUCUUUUUACACCACAAAUCCAAAUUAGAAACUUGAGAUUUUCUAGAAAUUGUUUAAUAAGAUAGACAUUUAUGAAUUAAUGUGAAUACAGUAUCUGUGCUUCCUAUGUCUUCAACUGUUUUAUAAUUAAUUGUUCUUCCCUAUCAAAUUAAUAAUACUUAGAAGUUUCUAGAGCUGUUAAAUCUACAAAAAGGGGCAGAAACUAUUAUCAACUGGCAUGCUCCUUGAUUGCUUUAUUUUAAAUUAACUCUCUUUGAACCCAAUUAAAGUAUAUUUUAUGAGUAAUCUUAUUAGAAUCUCUUAAUUAUAGUGCCCCAUUUGGGAUGAGCUAUUUGCUUGUUUUCACAGUUCCAAAAUUGGAAAGCAAAGUGUAUGUAACUAAAGUGUGUAUUCUUUUUUUUAUUGCUUCUCUUUUAUAUUUUAAAUUAGAUACCAAUGUUUGGACAAACAGGGAAGUAAUCUGUGAAUCACAGUCAGCAGAGGUAGACCAAACAUUAUAUUACUACUUAAGAGUUGUACUUCUAGAGCCCGACUGCACCAACUGUCUUGUGCCAAAGGCAAAUACUACAUUUGCACCUUUUUUUUUCUGAUUCUCAGGUUAAUACUGCUAAUACAAAUGCUCAAGUAGAUGUUCUUUAAAACCUUAUGGUGUAGAUUCAAGUGGUACUUUCUUUUAAAAGUGAAGAGUUGAUGAUUACAUAAAGUAAAUUUAUGAACUAUAGUAGGUUUGUAUCAAACAAGUUUUUUUUUUUAAUGAGAAUCUGUUGGUUGGUAUAUAUACAGUAUGCUUCUUUAAGUGUUUUUAGUCCUUGCCUUAGUCUUUGCUAGGCUUUAUGAGUUUUGUAAUUUAGAAGGGGUAAGUGGGUGAAUUGGCAUCUCCUUGGCUUGUAAACAUGAAAUACUUAGUCUAUCUGACACCAAGGCCUUGCUUACACUUGCUUUUCAAUACACUGAGUAAUUUUAAAUGAUUUAGACACUGAUGUAGAUGCUCUGGCUUAUUAUGUUGGAUAAAGUCUAAGGAAGUAACUUUGACAUUGUUUAAAAUACUUACAUCCUUAUUUUUAUUUUAUUAUAUAGCUCAGUGACUUUCCUCUUUGAGAUUAUAGCUCAGAGGAAACAUUUAAGAUUCACUGAACCCAGUGAAAUAGAAAGAGGGAGAUUACUUUGUGUUAAAGUAGAAGCAUUUUCCCAAGGAGUACAGGAUUAGGGUUGUUUUCCAUUUCCCAUUGUCACCUGCCACUACGGUUGGGAUUUAUGUCACUCCACACACAAUUGAUGCCCAGCUAAAUUCCCUUAUGAGAAUAAAGCUCCCAAGACGUGAAAGAACUUAGCACAUACUUGGCACUUGCACUCAGUGGUAAAAGUCUGGCUCCGCUAUGGGAUGGCCCAAUUAUUUAGGGAAGGAAAAUGGGGAAGAAAUUAUCUUCCUAUUAUUAAUCAGGUAUCCUUUGUGCUUCUUUUGUAUGUAAAGUACUCAUAACUCUAAACCUGUAAUACUUGAACAUCACCAAGGGAAGUACAUUAUGAAGCUAGCAAAAAUCUGAGGCCAAAGUCAAUUCUGUCCUAACAGCUUUAAUGCUUAUUGAUUAUGAAUAAUUGUUUUAAAAGUGGACCAUCUACUUAGUUACUUUAAUAUUAUCACUUCAGCCAAAAUGUUAGUGCUAAAAGAUCAGGUUUUAUGGCAUCAAAGAAUGUAUCUGCUAAGAUACAAAAGUUGCUUGGUAUAUAUUUUAGAUGAGGAAAGGUUGUUCCCCGGUGAAAAUUUAAUAUUUAUUCAGAAGGAUUGGUUGGGAAAUGGUGUUAAUUCUUCCACUGUCUGGCCCCAUCCUUGUGUGUGUGUGUGUGUUUGGGCACAGUUAUGACAUUGUUUGGAAUUAUAGAUAGAUGCACCUUUUGAUCCUACCCUGUUGAUAACAGAGUAAGCAAUAUAUUGCUGUCCUCAUCUUGCUGGUGGAAAAUACUAAGGUGGAGCCCACUCUUCUACUCUGAUGUUCAUCAGGCAGAGUAGUUUUACUGUUCAUUUACUCUGCUUGGUUUAUUUUAAGUUUUGGUACUUCAUGUAAGCAUUGCUGGAAGGUACAUAUGUCAUAAUAUCACUAGUUCUGAGGAGUUUGGGUACCUGUUUUAAUAAAUGUAGAAUGUACAGUCAACUUUUUAGCAAAAUUACUCAUUGUUUUAGGUCUAAUUGAUCUGACAAAUCUGUGAGAAAGAGAUGACAUAUUUACUGUGAGAAUAACAAAUGUUUAUUUGAGAAUUUUUAUACACAAUGGUGUUUAUAUAUCAAGAUACAUAAACACAUGCAUGCAACAUGUCACAUUUCUCUACUGUGGAGUUGAUGUGAGUUUUUAAAUUUUAAAUGAAAUUGCUACCACAAUCAUUACUAAAAGAACAUUUGCUUUUAGUAAGAAUAAGGUAAACAGAUGCAAAUGCAAAGGGUCAUCAUUUGGGGUUAUUUUUAUUUAAGAAGUUACUGUGCCACUUUUGAAAGAGAAUUUUUUUUAUUACUAUGCUCUUUUCGUGAUUGGAAAGUGAUCUAAUAGUAAGCAGUAUAUUAGUAGUAAGCUAUUUUUUAAUUGCUGGCAAACAGCUUUAAGUGCACUUUCUUUGAUUACACUUCAAUUUUUUGUUAAACUUGAAUUUUCUGAAGCCUUUUAAGUACCACUAAGCAAAUAACUUUAAUAAGCCUGAUUUAUAUCUUCAUUUUAUUUCCAGUUGUUACUUUCUAAAGUAACUUCAGUCCUCAGAUAUAGCUAGCUGGGAAACUGUUAAGAAAUAGAACUGUCAGUUGCUUUUGUUUUCUUCUUCUAUCUUAUUAAGCAGUAAUGGAUUUUACUACUUCAUUGCCUUUAGACUGCUUAUUCACAACUGAAUUCUGUCCCUCAUUCACUUUGCUGUUUGAAAUUUAAAUUUAUUUUCUUACUGUAUUUAUCAUACCUACUGUUUUAAUAAUCUGCUUUCUUUAAAUGCAAUAAAUCCCAAAUGGAUUGCAUAUUCUUUAUAAUCAGUGACUUUGGAGUUUUUCAUUUGCCAUAUUAAAAAAGUUUCAUUUAUUCAGUUCUUUCAUUCACACCACAGAUAAGCACCACCAAUUAUGUGCACCAGCUAGUGGAAGAAACAAAUGAAUAGGAUCAGACCUUUGUUCUUACGGACUCAGUUUUAAGUAAGAAAACCCAUUUUGACCUAGCAUUUUUGCGACAAAAACACUUACCAGCACAGUUUGUUCAGGUACAAUUACUGAUCAUACUGAUGAAGGUAAGA